GUAAGAUCUGAACCAGCGGAGAACGCACGGCCUAUUGUUAUAUCAUUAUCUGAGCCGUGCUCGCUGAUCGUGAAGCGUGCGCGUUCAAAAUCGCGGAACAAUUUUUUUUGUGUUCCCCUCUUCCUCCCCCUACCUCACUUUUCCCCACUCACUCCAAAAGGUGAUAGUGGACCACCUUAAAUCCCUCUCUCUCACUCACUUCUUUUCUCUUCAACCCUCAAUAUGUGUUUUGUGUACGGUGUACAAAAAUUUCCAUGAGGGUGACAGUGCGCGGGAUCCCAACACGUGGAGAAGUAUUGCGCGGUUGUGAGAAGACCUUCAGUGACCUUGAGGGCCCCAAAACCCAUGGGCCUUCGACUCUUGUUACCGUUCAGGAUCAUUUGGAUUUUUCGAACGUGUUUUACUGAUCUUUAUCAGUUUAUGUUACAUUUUUACAAUCAUCACUGGGAAUAUUUGUUUUUUUUUUUUAAGUGGUAAAGAUUUAUUGUGACAUUGUGUUGAGGAUUUAAGGAAAUUUUGUGACAACUGUUUUUGUGAGACCAUUUUUGGACUGUGAUCUGCAACAGUUCUUGUUGAACUGUUCUUCUAUAAAAAAAAGAUCUUGUUGAACAUUGUGAAAGCUUACAGAAGUUUUGACUUUUAAUAUACCUGAAUUAAAAAUUUUCAACGAUUUUGUGAUAAUUCUUGGACAUCAACAGUUUUGGAAUAAUUAUUUAACGAAGAUUUUGUGAAUAUAUUUCGAUUUUCAAAACAGGAAGAUUUUUUUUUAUAGUUUUUCGAAAAACUUCUUCUAUAAAGUGUUUAGAAAGUUUUUUGUGAGUUUGACAAAGAUCUUCUGACGGAGAGAUUUUCCGGCUCUUGAAUGAUUUCUUCAGCUUUUUGGAAAAUCAACUAUAGAUUGUGAUCAUCAUUAAAUUAUAUAUAUACGGAGAUAUCUUCAAUGAAAGAAGAAACAUUUUUCUAUGUAAACAAUUUUCGGCAUAAGCUGUUGCCAAAUUUCUGAAGAUUUUCGACCAAAAUUUUGUAUGUAAAGAAGAGAGGACUUUGGAAAAUUUUAGCCAAUUUUUGGAAAAAGUUCCAAUUGUCGAAAAUUGAGUAUUAAAUUUUUGAUCAUCAAUGAUUUAUAUCAAGUGUUUUUGAACUGUUCUUCGAAUGUCUGCUGUUGAUGAUCUUUAGGAGAUUUUCAAGCAUUCAACCAAAUUACAUAAAAUUUUGGACUUUUUCGAAAAUUUGUGGUAUUUUCUGAAGAUUCCUGUUUUUCUGAAGUUCUUUACAAGUUUCUAAUGAUCUUCAGCAACUUUCUGAAGACGUUCGCCAAUUUUAAAGGAUUUUCAUCAGUUUUGAAUCAUCAAUAAUUUUGAAAAAUCUUUACUAACAAUUGAAGAUUCUCAGUAUAGGUUCUAAGGAUUUUUACUGACUUUGGAAAAUCGACAAUUUUUCGAAGAUUUUUGAAAACUUGUUCUAUAACAUUAUUUGUAACUGACGCGAGGGUUCAUUAUUUAGAAAAUAAGGUGAACUCUCCUGGCGCUGAGGAACGAAAAUUACCUGAGAGAAAGAGAGAGGACAGAUUGAUCGGCUUCGUUUGACGUCUAAUUAAAUCGAUUAGGACUUUGGGGUUAAUUGUUCUGGAACGUCAGGUCUGUCUUGUGACACGUGAACGACAACCAGGAGUCGGCCGUCGCUGCUCCAUGAGGAAACGUGCACGAAAGAAUCUCCUCGAGAAUAUAUAGUAUAUAUAUAUAUAUUUUUUUUUAGAAAUCAAAGUAUUUUUUCUAUACCUGAGACGAGUGGAAUUUUAACAUCAAGGACCAUGAAAAAAGUGUCAUUUUCAAAAAUGUGUUUUGUUUUAUGACGAUCCCUCCCCCAAGAAAAAAAAGUGACAGUGUCUUAUUUUUUUUCUCUCUCAAUCGAAGUGUUGUCAUUUUUUUUUGUGAUAAUGUGCUGUUUUCUUUGGUAAAUUUUGAUUUUUAUUUAGGAGUGAUUUUUGCACAUAUAGUCGUCGAAUGGAACGACGAAGAAUUUCUUAUGAGAAGUGAUUUUGUGUGUAUUUGACUCGUGUUUGUGUAUAUGUAUAAGCAGCCACUUGAUCUCACGAUGAUCCUGUGAUGGAUGUAUUCUUUGCCUAAUUUUCAAGUUAUGAACAAACUGUUUCCUGAUGUUCGACUUAAUUGUUCGACGCUGGAUGGGGUCGUACCGACCGUAAAAAGAAUCUGGAAGGAAAAUCGAACUCAAAUCUCGAAAAAUAAUGGUACAGCAGUGACGAAUUCCAGGCUAAGGAUGUCCUCUAAGAGGAAGUCGCCACCAACUAAGUUAUCGGAGGGCGGGGGCGGUGCGGGUACAGUGGCGGGCGAAGAGGAGGAGGACACCACCUCGUCUUUGGCGGGUGCAGGUGGUGACAUUCCCGAAGAGGUCACCUCCGUCGACAUUGAGGACUGUUAUUCCCUACGAAGACCGGAUUGUGAGUCGUCAGGUUGCUCAUCGCCGGGGACAACGAGUGAGCCCGAAUUACGCGACUCACCGUCCCCAUCUCCAAAUUCACCGCCAACCUCUAAAAGACAAAGGGUACUAUUCCUCUCGAAUCAGGAGAAUUUGUCCUAUCACAAUCAUCACACGAAUACAUCAUCAUCGUCGGGUGGCAUACUUGAGCCAGCCAGUUCAUCCGAGUGUGGUUCACCACCCACUGUACUCGCCGAUUCCUAUUACACCCAUCAGGUGCAUCAUCACCAUCAUCAUCAUCAUCAUCAUAAUAAUAAUAAUACCGUUACACAAAAUAAUAAUAACAAUAAUAAUAACAACAACAACGGCACUGGACCAACUGCCGCCGGAAGCAAGAGGUCCAUGGACGACGUCCUCAAGAGGCUUACCUGCAAAAUGAACACUGGCUCCCUCUGUCUUCAGGACGAUACCAAUAAUAGGCGGACACCUCCGCCAUCAUCGACACCUACCAGUCACAACACUCACAGUAGCAGCAGCAGCAUAGCAAAUAGUGUCGCACCCUCGCCAACCGGAACCGGAAGGUCGCAGAAUUCAGACACGGGUCUUCAGGACGGCGCUGCAGCAUUGCACAGGGUUCUCUGUGCAGAGAGUGUUGCUGAGAAGGAAAGAAAAAUAUCGGAAAUGAUAUUGCAAUUGCAACUGCUUAGGGAUCAUUUGCUGCAAACGCCAGACCAGAUGAAGACGUAUCCCACUCACAUGGCGGUCGACUCGCAGAAACAACAAAUCGAGAUGCAGCGAUUACAAGCGGAACAGUUGAAGCGGCAACACAACAUUCAGGAGUUGCAGGCGCAAUUAACAAAAGGCCAACUGAAUAUGGCAAGUCCACAAUCCUUGCUCUUUCUGCCACUCUUCGAGCAAAUGAAAGGCAUGCCCGUCUCAUCGCAGAUGCCACCUCCAACGUCAACGGCGUCUACAGGAAACAAGCAUAUCAAUUCAAUCGCCAAUAUGAUCGGCAGUCAUCGAGACGGUCCGAGCUGGGCAACGGCGCAUCUCGCUCAGAUGACGACGAAAAUGGAAAAGGAGACCUCCCCGACGCCCGUCUCGGCAGUGACUCCAACAGAGCAUUCGUUUCCCGAUCCGGAUGCACCGUUGAAUCUCACAAAACCAAAAUCGUCUUCCUCGGGAGCAACAGCUUCCUUAUCGCCAGGCAGCGAUUCCCAAUCGAAUGGCGCUGGAAGCAGUGGUCAUCAGGAGCAACCGCUGGCGGCUACGGCUCCUAAACUCUUUCCUCCUGGCCUUCCAAUGCCAAGGAACUACCUUCAGAGUCUUCCUUACGCGGGACUUCCGCCUCAUCUGAGCUCCCUCACGUCACCGAUAGGUAAAGUGAUGGUGAAAGAGGAGUCGGUGAAUUCGGCAGCACAAGCAGCAGCUGUUGCAGUAGAAAAACACUUCGCGAUGCAUGGACUCUAUGGACUCCCGCCGACAUCGGGCGCAAUGCCACCGUCACCUCAAACUCAACGGCCCGUCAAACUUUCGUCAAAUCGAGACGAGCCUCCUUCCGAUGAUCAAGACUUUCUUACAUCACCUCACAUGUGGAGGGAACAAGGCUACAAGGUUCCUGAAGAUAUCACAGAAAAAGCCAAAAUGGUGAGGCAACAAAAAAGGGAAGGGGAGAACAAGCCACAUAUCAAGCGACCAAUGAAUGCGUUUAUGGUGUGGGCCAAAGAUGAACGAAGAAAGAUUCUUAAAGCAUGCCCCGACAUGCACAAUUCGAACAUAUCCAAAAUUCUCGGAGCACGAUGGAAAGCAAUGUCCAACUCGGAGAAGCAGCCCUACUAUGAGGAGCAAUCGCGACUAUCCAAGUUGCACAUGGAGAAGCAUCCGGACUACAGGUAUCGACCACGUCCCAAACGAACGUGUAUUGUCGAUGGGAAAAAAAUGAGAAUCUCCGAAUACAAAUCCCUGAUGCGACAACGUCGUCAGGAGAUGCGUCAACUUUGGUGUCGUGACGGUGGUCCCGAAAUGGGUUUCCUGUCGCCUGUGAGCUCGGACAUGAGUACACAUCAUUCGGGCGCGGGACCCUCAGCGAGGCCCUCAGUCUCACCGCCACCCUCAAUGCUCAACGGCGCCGGUCCAAGUUCCGAUCAUCCCUCAUUCUACUAUCCCCAGGACAGUUUAUCGCCCUCGGACGUAAUGAAUUUCUCUCCCGACAAUUCGGGUUCAAUGGGCGGUUAUGAUGCGAGUCCACGACAUCCGGACGAAGAUUGAACCAUGGCUCCGGGUCAGCCGAACAUUUGGCAACCCGGAGCAUCGAGACUCAGCCACGAAUUGUUCUGGUAACCAGGACACAAGCCAUUUGUUUCUUUUUUUUUUUUUUUGUUGACCAGGUCAUAACGUUCCAGCUCCCCACCAGGAGUCGCAGCAGUCGCAGAAUCGACGAGACUUGAAUCUUGGUUGUGAUAUUAAAAAAAAAAAUGAAAAGGUCUGUCUCUGUGCCAUCGCGCGAGAUAAGCGCCCUCCCCGCCCCCCAGGUUUUUCGUUCUCAUAGUUUAAACCCAUUUAGGAUUCCUCAUCGAUGAUGGGAAUGUAAAAAAAAAGUCCAACCGAUAUUGAACGUGUGAUAAAAAAAAAAGAAGAAAAAUCUUCGGUGAAGAUUUAGACUUUCCGAUUACAAUCGGUCUCACACUCUUAAGUAGUUAAAAAAAAAACAAGUUUUAAUUAUAUAAGACCCGAAAAGUCUUGUUCCUAUUAUAAUACCUUCUCUAGUGGUAAUUCUGCGAGUUAAAUCGCACGCGUCUGUAGGUCGCAGGAAAAAAAAAAUAUAUAUAAUACGAAGAUUCUCAAAUAAGGGAGAAAAAAUGCGUGAGUAUUAUAGAAACGCUUUUAGAGCGUCUCUAUAUAUAUAAAAAAAACCGGUUUCAAGUUUUGCUCGCCUACGAUUUACUUAUUGAUCGAGCUAAACUUUUUUUUUCCGUUUCCGAUAUAUUUGACGAAAAUGGUGAAUCAUCGAAAUCGGCGCGCAAAUUGAUUCCAUAUGCGUUUCGAGUUGCAUAUAUUAUAUACAUAUACUCUGCAGAAAACAUUUAAAGAAAAACAAAAAAAAAAAUGAAAUGAAAACACCUUGUACUUAUAGUAUUUUCAAUCAUUAAUUUAUUAAACCUGACAAAAUGCUGAAAGAAAGAGAUUUUAUUGUCGCGAAAGAAUGAGAUCAAUAUUUUGAAUGUUUAAAAUCAGGUACGACAAUUUUUGACAAGCGCUUUUUAAAUUGAAAAAAAUAAAUAAGCGAUUCAAAUAAAAAUUUUGUUAUUUUUGUACGAGCUUACUUUUUGAGACUCAAGAAUUUUUAGAAAAUUUAUCUGAAAGUUAUCAUCUAUUAAUUUAAAUUUUCCGAAUUUCAUUAUACAAAUGAAAAUUUCAAAAUUAUUUAAACAAUCUUACGUUGGGAUAUUUAAAAUCGAUAUAUCAAUAUUAGAAUCGAUUUUUACAAUCAAUCGAUUUAUUGCUAAAUUGAAACAUUAUUUUUACCCAUUAAUAAAGUUUAAAAUGAGAAAUCUUCUUUCAAAUUAAAAAAAAAUUCCAAGUCUCAUUAUAUUUUUGUCAUUUACUUGAAAAUAAGAAUCGUAAUUUAAUAUUUUACAAAAUUUGAUUUGAAAUGUCGGGCCUGAUUUGGAGUGUAAGACAAAAAUAAAUAUAUUUAAAAAAAAAUAAAUAAAUAAACAGAAAUUUUGCGCGACAAUUUUUAGGGAACUGUUACUAUUGUAAAAUUACGAGAAUUAGUGUUAUUUAUUAAUGGAUAAUAGGCUAACAAUCAAAUUAUAUUAUAAAAAAACGUUGUAUUGUUUUUAAAUAUUUCGGACAGGAUCGUGUUACGUUUUUCUAUAUUUUUUUUUUCUUUUUUAUUAUAUGCAUAUAUAUAUAUAUAUAUAUAUAUAUAUAUAUAUAUCUAAACAAGUUCGUGAGAGGAAACGAAAAAACCGAGCGAACGCCUAAGAGACAAAUUUUAUUAGAAAAGAGAAGAGAUAUCCUCGAUCCAUUUAUCAUUAUAAUUAGCAAUAAUAGUUAUUAUUAUCAUUAUAAUUAUUAUUAUUAUUAUUACUAUUACUAUUAUAAUCAACAUGCCAUUAUUAUUUUUGAAUUUUUCUACCGACUAUACUUGAGUUUCAAAUCCUUAGAAGAUUUUUUAUAUUAUUAUUAUUAUUAUUAAAAUUUGUUAUUUAUUACGUCACUAAUGAAGUUUAAUCAAAAUAAAAAGAAAUUAGUAGAGUUAAGACUAUAAAGAAGAGAAAAAGGACGUAAAUGUUGUUGAUACUGGAAUAUUAAAAAAAAAAAAGCAAGGGGAGCAUAAAAAUGCAAAUAUAAAAUUAUUCGGUUAAAAAAAAUUUUUUCUACGACAUUUGCGGUCCUUUGGAACACGAGGAUAUCGAGAACUUGAUGUGAUAAUACUUAUGUGCCAAAUAGCGUUUUCGCGGGCAGGAGGUCGAUUAUUUUAAAAAAGAGUCCUCCGUGUUCCGAGUCGCCUCGUUGGCUCUACGUGAAUCUUCAAUCUUUUCAAGUGUUUGAAUAUUUCUCAAAAAGCAAUUUUUGAUAUUAAUACAUUAUUUAUAUCAAAGAAAAACAAACAUAGAUAUAUAAUUAUUGUUUCACAAAAAAAUAUUUUUUAAAAAAUGUUUAUCGAUAUAUCGAUAUAAAAUAUCGAUUUUAUUGAUUUUAUUUAGUUUAUCUAAAGAAAAACAAAUUCUAAAUUGUUUUUUUUAAUAUUUUCUUACAUAAAAUGUCUUUUUAAGCAACUUCUUUAAAAAAAAAAUGUCUUUAUAGUUUUCUUUUGUAAGUAACAAAAAUGUGUCUUUUUAGUUUCUUUAACAAAACUUUUUUUUAAUUGUUUUUUAACAAAGAAUUUUUUUUUUCUAAAUAUUUCUUUUGAUAAAUAAUUUUUUGAAGAGAAAACGAAGUUAAAAAAAUUAAUUACAUGUAUCGAGAUAAGGGGGUAAAAUUUUAUUAUUAUAGACCAAUUUUAUGGUUGCGAUUUUAAUUAAUUAAUUAAUAAAAUUAAAUAUACUAAUAAUAAAAAUAAAUGAAACCAAGGAAUUUUCUUUUGAUAAUAAAAAGAGAAAAAAAAAUAAGAAUUCUGAGGAAUAUUCAAGCGCAUUGAAUUCUUUACUUUAUUACUGCGUCUCGACCGUUUUUUUUAUGCUGUUCAAAUUUUUUUUUUUUUUUUUGUUAAUUUAUGAUGAGUGCAAUGACGAAUACAAGGUACCUAAAUAUAAUUUAACAAAGAGAGCCAGUAUCCUCGGUUAUAGCCCCGAUGCUGCCCCCUUCAAUUCCUUUUAUUGUUCCCCCACCCAAAUUAUCCCUCUUCCUCCUUCCUGUCCCCCCCCCCCAACAAAAACUAUAUAUAUAUAUAUAUAAAUUAAUGAAAAAAAAAAUGAAUCCAUUUUUUUCCCGGUGGCAUCGCAAGUCGCUUUUCGCGCGCUGGAUAUAGAGCCCGGCGACUAUAGGAGAAUAGCUUAAUAUGUUGAUAAUAAUUUAUUUAAUGUAUAUAUAAAUGAAUUUGUACAAGGCAGCAAGUAAGCGGGCGGGCCAAAGCGUCAUCUUUUUUUUUUUUUUUAUUUUUUUCAUAUUUUAUGCGACGGCCGAUGCCAUGUGUCAAUAUUAAACAAUUAUUCAUGUACAGUGUAAGUAUAUUAAUUGUGAUGUAACUAUACGUAGCUCUAUUGCUCUAUGUGUAUAAUUAUUAUUAUUAAUUAACGGGCAGAAUGCGAUUCAAUUAUAGCCAUACGUCACACAUAAACUAUCACACACGCCUAAUUGUUAUUAUUAUUAUUGUCAUCAUAUUAUCAUUAUUCAUAUUAGUCCGAUUUUAUCCAACACAUAUUUGUUUGUUUUCUUUUUUUUUUUUUAACUAGGCGAUUUUUAAUUAUUUUCUAUACAUCCCUUUUUACGGUAGAGGGCGCGAAAAAUCGGAAUGAGAGUGAGAGAAAGAGAAAAAAAAAAAUUACAUUGCGCGCGUCUGUAUGUAUGUAAGAAAGAAAAAGAGAGGGAGAUAUAGCCAUUUGCGCGAGACUUGUGCCAGUUUUAAGAAAAAAAAAAAAAAAAAAAAAGUCGAAGAUUGAUACUCAAAUUAUUUUUUCUAUUCUUUGCCAUUCAAUUAAAUCAAAUUUUCUUUAAAGUCUAUAUUGACUUCUAUAGUCUCCCGCUACUUUCUCCAGUUUGGUGAUGGGAUACCGAUAUCAAAUUAUAUAUCGAUAUAUUGAACAAUUUAUAUAAAUUAAUUUUUCCAUCUAUCGAUAAAUUUCGAUAUUAAUAUCGACACAAUAAAUUUCAAUUUUUAUAUCAAUAUACAUUAAAAAAAAAUUCUAAAAGAAACUUCAAAAUUUUUGUAUAGAAAUAUUAAAGAAAAAAUCGAAAUUUAUUUAUUGAUACAUAGUAUAAAUAAUUAUGAUAUUAUUUUGAAAAAAAAAAAAUAUUUUUCGACAUCCCAUCACUACUUCAGCCAGUUGCCACUUCCAAAGACCUGCACUCUUCGAAAGGGUAUUAUUACUUUUAUCGCUACUUAUCGAUACUACUUCGUACUCCGAAACUAAAAGCGUGUAAGUCGAAAGUCUCUUUUUUUUUUUUUUAUUCGAUUCAAUUUUGAUUAUUUCUCAACAUGUGCCAUAUUCAAUUUAAAUUAAAAUGAUAAAUAUCGAAAUUAAACUGUCGAAUGUUUAUUAUUUCGAUAUAUCAAUAAAUUUACAGUUCAAUAUAUCGAAACAUCGAUAAUUAAUAUUGAUAUAUUAAUUGUUCAAUAAAUCGCAAGUUUUGUAUAUAUCGAAUAAAUUAAACAAUCGAUAAUAAUUCAAUGUAUCGACAUUUAAUAAAUCGACAGCUUUGUAAUAUCGAUAUAUCGAAAUUGUCACACGUCGUUAAUUCGAUAUAUUUCUUUGAACAAAAUUAUUAGUCGCAAAUCUCGUUUUUUAUUUGUUAAAAAAAACUUUUACACCUUUUUCGAGCAAUGCAAAAAAAAAAAGAAAUAUUUUUCUUUCUCCUUCCUUCGUUUUGUAACAAGUGACUUUCGACGCUUACCAGAGCGAAUGCAAAAUGUAAGAAUAGCGAAUUGUAAAAAUAAAAAAAAAAUGAAUACAAUUUACUAAUACUAUAAAUAUACACUAUAUAAUGGUAAAAAAAAAAAAUGAAAAAGACGCGCGCGCGUGUCAAAACUAACAUUCAAUCUCAAUAUUCCAAGCAUUCACUUCGUUUAUAUGUACGUUGUUGUUAAUGAUAAAGAAAAAAAUAUAUAUAAUAAAUAAAUAAUUAAAUAAAAAAAAAAGUAAUGCUUUACCGAAAAAAAACUUCAAACUUAGUUAAUAGGUGUACGACGUUAUUUCUAUUUAGAAGUUUGCCUGAAUGCGAAGAAUGUUUGUCGAAAAAAAAAGCAUUGUAAAUAUUUUAAACUGAAUAAAUGGAACAAACGAAGAUAGCGAGAAUGAAUCUCACGGAUGUUGUUCGCAUUAUCAAGGCCACAAUUAGUUUUAUUAUAUAAGAAAUUCUGAAUUUUUUUCUAAAUUGAGAAUUUGAAAAAAAUCUUCAUUUAAAAUGUUUAUUAAAUUUAUUGUUAAUUAACGAAAAAUAUAUUUACAAUCAACUAAAAAAUUAAGCUUAAAUUAAUAUUGUCAAUUGUAAAAAUUUCGAUAUAGGUUUCACAAUUGAUGAAACAUUUUUCAUUGUUAUAAAAUCGUUAAUAAAACAAAUGCCAUUUAUAGAAAAAGCAAAAAGAAAAAAAAAAAAUUGGAAACGUGCCAUUGGCACUGAUAAUGCGGAUAUCAACUGUAUGUAUUUGAAACUAAGCUCAACAAAUUGUUUCAAGUGACCGUUAUCUUGCUUUCAGUCGCAUUAGUGUAUAUUGACUCGUUUAUGCAAAAUGAAAGAAAAAAAAAAAAAUUAUUCUACGGUCCUAGAUGUGACUUUUCCUCUCCCUUCCAAGGAUAGUGACAUGAAAUGCACUAUAUCACAUAGAGAACAGCACUAUUAUAAACAUAGAUAUAUCAUUAUAUUUAUUAUAAUAAUUUAAAAGCUAGGUACUCUUUGUUGUUUGUAUUUUACAAGCGUACUCAUUAUUAUUACAUAUAAAUAAAUACCUAUAUAAAUGAAA
Messenger RNA from Leptopilina boulardi, 10564 nucleotides. RefSeq names its product transcription factor SOX-13 (gene Sox102F). Gene Ontology annotation, biological process: cell fate commitment; regulation of transcription by RNA polymerase II. The record is from RefSeq and is a predicted model, not a curated record. Gene Ontology annotation, molecular function: DNA-binding transcription factor activity, RNA polymerase II-specific; RNA polymerase II cis-regulatory region sequence-specific DNA binding. The transcript has 12 exons. Gene Ontology annotation, cellular component: nucleus. Bases 2110 to 4704 code for a protein of 864 amino acids. NCBI's taxonomy places the organism in Eukaryota, Metazoa, Arthropoda, Insecta, Hymenoptera, Figitidae.